UUUUUUUUUUCUCGCUCUCGGAAUUUUUCUGUGGAUGCGCUGCCGUUGCAAUCCAUUGCGCUCCUACACUCCCGACAUAUACACGGGUUCUAUUCAAUGUUCAAUCCCGUCGUCAUGUAACUACAUCCUUCUAGUCAAUAGUGCUAGCAUCUAGGGAUUUUUCAUAAUGUCGUUCUCGAACCGGCUUAAUACCUUUCUGACGAUGCCGCCCUCCCUGCGACUUGCGAUGAUCGGUGCACCUGCACGAGUGCGACCAAGGCAAUUGAGCCUACCCUUAAAGGUCUAUAGAUCAACUGCUGCUUGGAAUCAUGCUGAAGCCGCGGCUUUCUGCAUCCCUGAGCUCCGACAGGGUUCUAUCGCCAGUGUGUCGUUCGACACACUUUGUGAAGCGUCCCGCAUACGAUCAGCUCCCGAUGAGCCUCUCCUCUCCGGAUUAAGUACGCUUUUCACCAAGAACCCUGCUACGUUCCAAUAUGGAGAGACAGAUUUCUAUAAGCUGAAGAAGAAUACCCUCUUACCCGAAGUCUGUGUCCUCGGCCGAUCCAAUGUCGGCAAGUCGUCUUUCGUCAAUGCCCUUGCUGGCCGAAAUCAACGAAGCCAAAAUCCGCUGGCACGCAUUAGCAAACACGCUGGGAAAACUAGGGAGAUGAAUACGUAUGGAUUUGGGCCCGCACCACUACCCAAAGAUAUUCUCGCUUGGUCUGCCGAAGUUAAAGGCCAAGAAGAUAUGCCGACCCGCACCUUUUACCUUGUUGAUAUGCCCGGAUACGGACACGCAUCUCUGGAAGGUUGGGGGCGUAAUAUCACGCUAUACUUGACCAAGAGGGUAGGCGUGAAAGGAGCGAUCAUACUUAUUGAUGCCGAAGUAGGGCCCAAGGAGACAGAUUUACAGUGCUUGCGAUUACUGAGCUCCGCAAACAUGAGAACUUGCAUUGUUCUCACUAAAGCAGACAAGGUCAAAGGUGGCCUAUCCGCUCUUCAUGAUUUGUGUGCCGAGCUACGCGACCAUAUAGUCCAAAUCGAAAAAUCGCAGCAGAAUUAUGAUUGGAAUCUGGAGAGAGAAGUAUUUGUUACUGCUCUCGGGGCAAAAGACCCUACCAUCGUACAAGCAACAGUAUCACCUGCGAGAUUAGCUGUAGCACGCCUAGCGGGCUUGGUAGAAAAUAACCGACCAGAACCAGAGAAAAAUAAGAAAUGGUCCGGAAAGAUUAUCUCGUUUGAAGACCUACAGUAUGCGCCAAAGGAUACCACAGCCAAGCAGGUCUAUCAUCCUGCUCCCACUCCAUCAGAAUGGGCUACGCAGAAGGGGUAUGAGGCUCACCAUGGGAUUAGACUAGGCGUCUUCGACCCUUUGCAUUCCAGGAUGGUCACCCAACCCCAGGUUCGGAAUUUCCAUAGCGAUAGCCGACGUAUGAAAGGCCACGGACAAUCAAGUAAAAAAUCUCGUUUCUAUGAACAGGAGAUGAAUGACGUCCUAGACGACUUUAUAAAUGAGAUGAAAGCUACGACCACAACCAGCCACUACGUCCGAAACAUGCGGCGGAAGAAUAAUAGACGCCUACCCCAACCUCCUGAAAAGCGGAACCUCCUAGAUAGGAAGGAAAACAAAAUAGAAAAGGCUCUGAGGAAGCGCUUUCCCGACGAUGUUGCUAGGACACUUGCAGUACGCGAGGAGAGGACAUCGGGGCGGAGACAAGAGCAGGGAAGAAAGAAAAGGCAGACCGAGGAGGAGGAGGAAGAAUGGCCCAGCACAUCUCCUGUACGGAAGCGCGACGAUAGCAACCUUCUGACCCCGGACGCAUUCAAAGCUCUCGUGACGGGACCGGAGCCAACUAAAACAGGGAACCAAAAUAACAAAAAGAACCCUGGCAAGAAAAAUUCAAAAGGAAAUAAAAAGGAAGAGCCGGUGGAUGAGUUUGAAGCUAAGUUCGCGAGGGCAUUUUCAAAAAUCCAAUAGGCAGGUGUGGCAUAGUGGUGCUUAUGUAUAAACAAAAGCAAAAAAGCAAAAUCAGGACUAGGUUUGGACUCGAGCAUAGAGACAUGCGGGCAAUCUAGCUACGAGGUCAGCAAUGUUAUCACACAUG
Daldinia caldariorum is the source of this 2084-nucleotide messenger RNA. RefSeq lists its product as uncharacterized. Gene Ontology annotation, cellular component: mitochondrion. Bases 167 to 1957 code for a protein of 596 amino acids. Gene Ontology annotation, molecular function: GTP binding. Lineage: Eukaryota; Fungi; Ascomycota; Sordariomycetes; Xylariales; Hypoxylaceae. The record is from RefSeq and is a predicted model, not a curated record. The transcript has a single exon.